Molecule: messenger RNA, 1634 nt
Organism: Thamnophis sirtalis
Lineage: Eukaryota; Metazoa; Chordata; Lepidosauria; Squamata; Natricidae
Source: RefSeq, a predicted model, not a curated record
UCAGAAACAUAUCAGUGUCUUUUUUUCUCCUUGAAAACAAUCUCUGCUUUCUAAUAACAGAUGUUGAAGAAGCAAAUUGCAGGCCUGCAGGAGGAGUUCAGGAGAAACAAGAUCCACUGGCAAGCUGCCCACAGCAGACUAAGGAGUCAAGUGGAAGCGCUGACCAAACGGAACCUGGAUCUCCAGGAUGAGCUUGGAAUGUCUGAGCAUCAGAAGAUGGAAACCCAGAGAAAACAUGGAGCAGUGGAUAUUAUUAACAGAAGAUCAGAAACACCGCUUUCUGCUGCUAUCUUGAGAGGGACAUCCUCCCAAGAGACUGUAGAAGAGAGACCGUUGCAAGAUAACCACAAGAGUCUCGUUGAUGUCCAUGUGAGAAGGAAAAUAUCAUUUGAUAAUUUGGCUCAUAAUGAUAGGAAUGCCCAGGCCUCACCUCAGUUGACUUCUGAUCAGCAACAAAACCAUGGAAGAAACACACCCAUAUUGAAGUCUAACCAGUGCGUAGACAAGAAUACUGCUCCAUUUUUGUAUGUAAAAGGCAUAUGCUCUUCCACCUCAGGUGCUUCAGAAGAUGCAGUGUUUUCAAACAGCCUAAAUACUGACAUAUUAAACUCCACACCUUUGGAUGAUGUGGAAAUUCAGAUGAUGGAAGAUGUUGGCCAUAAAAGGACUCAGAGGUUCAAGAAGGCCUCUAGGCCAAAGAGUGUCCCUGCAAAUGGAAGGAAAACACCUGAAGGCAAUCUUUCUACAUUUGAGAAGACUGAAAAAAAGGUGAAGCAGCUGUUCACCGAUGGACGCAGAAUUACUACAUACCCCAAUGGUACAAAGAUGGAAAUUAGUACUGAUAAAAAGACAGUGACUGUUACUUUUUACAAUGGCGAUAUUAAAAAGAUCUUAGCAGAUCAGACAGUGAUUUAUUACUAUGGAGAUGCACAGACAAGCAGGACUAUUUAUCCAGAUGGUUUGGAGGUGCUGCAGUUUCCGAAUGAUCAGAUUGAAAAGUAUCAUCCUGAUGGUACUGAAGAGAUCAUCUUUCCGAACCAGACAGUGAAACGUCGCUAUGGUGGAGGUUUUGAGGAAACCAUUUUCCCAGAUGGCACGGUGGUUAAAGUAGAAAAAAAUGGAGAUAAAACCAUUCACUUUCAUAAUGGGCAAAAGGAAAUCCAAACUGCUGGGUCGAAAAGAAGAGAGUACCCUGACGGUACUAUAAGGACUGUAUAUGCUAAUGGCCAGUGGGAAACCAAUAACGUUGCUGAACGGGUCCCAAUGCCGAAUGACAAGGAAGCGCUUAUUCUCAACGAAUGACUCAUUCUCCUAAAUGGAGGCCUUACAACGCUGCUGAGUUGUAAAACCUUGCAGUUUUUUUCCGAAAGCCUUCUACCAGCAUUAAAAUUCAAAAUGUAAGCGAUGCAAAUAGAAUACGGGUUUGCUGUAAAUUAAUGUAAACAGUGACAUAAUCAGCAUUUUUUUAAAAAAAAGAUCUUAUAGUGAUGUUCAAUAUGAAUUUAUUUUUGAAAGAGUGGUGAAAAAAAAAGGUUGCUCCCAUCUGCCUGAAGUGGAAAGGAAUUCUGGAAUCAUGGUGAAAGACUGCAGGCCCCAUUAGCUUUUGUUUGAGCUGUGAGAAGUUGUGAGGAAGA